This is a messenger RNA of Pestalotiopsis fici W106-1, 363 nucleotides long. RefSeq lists its product as uncharacterized. Lineage: Eukaryota; Fungi; Ascomycota; Sordariomycetes; Amphisphaeriales; Sporocadaceae. The coding region runs from base 1 to 363 and encodes 120 amino acids. The record is from RefSeq and is a predicted model, not a curated record. The transcript has a single exon.
AUGUUUUCACGAAUAAAUCCCAAAGCCCCCGGCUGGGCCAAUCUAGCCAGCACCAGCCUCAGAUCUACCACCCUCCCCUAUCACGCACCAGCAGCAGCACGCCUGGCCUCCUCCUCCUCUAAACCAGGCGAAACUGUCGGCGGCACCAAGACGGACCACACCAAGGAAUUCAAAAAGCCGUCCCGGAACCAAAAGUCGGGAGAGCAGCAUACCCAACAACCGGGCGACACCGUGGCCAAGGGCGGGAGUCGAGGCGCUGGCACGUCGCACAAGGCAUCUUCAGGAGCCAAGACGGCCGGACACCAGGGCGGUAGUAGUGAUCAGCAAGGUGGUCAGCAUGUUGGCCCAAUGGGCUCGGGUUGA